This is a messenger RNA of Suillus plorans, 1873 nucleotides long. RefSeq lists its product as uncharacterized. The transcript has 3 exons. Lineage: Eukaryota; Fungi; Basidiomycota; Agaricomycetes; Boletales; Suillaceae. The record is from RefSeq and is a predicted model, not a curated record. The coding region runs from base 218 to 1873 and encodes 551 amino acids.
UUCGCCUUUCAAAUCCUAUCAAUCACGAUCUAGCGUUGAUCUAGCGAGCUUUCUAUAGAUUGAAACAUCCAUUCAACCAUUCAAUUUCAAAUCACGCUUUACACUGAUCACUCGACAGCUUCGUCAUUGCGCAAUCUAAGCCCAAGUUUCGAUUCAAACAUUCUUAAUACUUUCAGUUGGUUCACUGUAUCUCGCAUACCACAACCGUUCUUCGUCAAUGAGUGAUGAUCGAUUUCUUGAAGGAAUUUGGGAGAAACUCUCCCAGGUUGCUGUCAAAGGUGCCCAAUACAACUCCCGUGAACGUCUGCCCCACCCGAAAUGUUUGAAAGGGACCCGGGUUGAUCUCCUCAAAUACAUCCACGAACUACUGGACAACCCAGAUAAGAAUCAACUCAUUUGGCUGCAUGGCACGGCUGGUGUCGGAAAGUCUGCCGUUGCGUAUACAGUUUCUGAAACAAUGAAAGGUAUGAAAGUGACCGAAAAGACGAACGUCGAAAAACGGCUAGCAGGAACAUUCUUUUUUUCGCGCAAGCACACCAAACGUUGCACGGCUGGAUAUUUCUUUGCGACGCUCGUCUACCAGCUUGCCACCAAUUUUCCAAGCAUCCGGAAGGAUGUGAGCAGAGCGAUCCGCAACAAUCCUGCUCUACUAGACCCAGACACGCCUGUCUGCGACCAGAUGGAGAAGCUCUUUCUUCAACCUCUCCGUGGGCUUCACCUCAGAUUGCGCGGGUGUCAGCCUUUGAUAUUUGUUGUCGAUGCGCUUGAUGAAUGCACAUCUGAACCCGAGCUUACCGAUCUCAUCCUUUCCCUCGCACAGGCUCUUCGUGAGCCUGACCUUCCUGUGACCCAUAUUCUGCUUACAAGUCGCUUGGAAUCCCACAUCUAUAAAGCCUUUCAGAACGCAGAGGUGUGCCCGUUGGUGCGCGAGAUACCCGUGAAAACUUCUGGGAAGGGUGGCAUCAUUUCGUUGGACGGCGCAGACGUUGACAAGGACAUCUGCACUUUCUUGCAGCAUUCCUUCGAAGAGCUAGGAAGUCGCCAUCCAGAUUUCCCUCAGCCAUCGACGGAUGAUCUUGUGAAGCUGGCGAGCCGAGCGGGCAGACGUUUCAUCGUGGCGUCUACGAUGAUGAAGUUUAUUAUUGAUGAUGAAGACAAGGAUCCCAGCGAUCGGUUGCAGCUGAUGCUCAAGCUGACAAGUGAGCUGCUACCAGGAACGGAGGUGUUCAAGUUAUACGACUGUAUCCUCUCCACAUGUGCCGACCCCAAGCGUGCUUACAUGCACUUGUCCAUUGUCGCCGCCCUCGCAGACCCUCUUCCCAUCUCACAAAUCUCAUCACUUCUUGGAUCUGGUUUAGGCAGAGAUGUGCAGACAACACUGAUGCAGCUACGGUCUGUUGUGGAUAUCCCUAUAGAUAGCAUUCUUCCCGUGAAUAUUCACCACUCGUCCAUUCGUGACUAUGUCUCCGACCCCUCAAACUGCAGCCUCCUUCAAGUACAUGAAAUGUCAUCACCGCACUCACUACUCGCUGAUUCGUCUCUUCGCUUGAUGAUGAGGGAGAUUCCUAAAAGCACGGCUCUCUUGGAUGCGCUUUCAGAGCUGAAGAUGCAGACCCAUGCAACGAGUCCUGGGGACCCCCAUAGAUUAAACAACGAAUUAGCCUUCUUCGUUCGGGAACACAAGCCGGCGUCCAUUCUUAUUGGCAUGCUAUGCCUUCGUGGUGAUUGCAGGUCAGAUGUACAAUUUUGGCUAGAGACUGUGGAUGGGGAUACCUGGCUAUACACCCCUGACGGGGAAUCCUGGCUGAAUACCCGGGAGAGAGUGGCUGCAGACCAAGGGAGGAUUGGCCUGGGAUGCCCAGCAAAUGCCUGA